Messenger RNA from Anopheles cruzii, 3029 nucleotides. Its product is annotated as serine/arginine repetitive matrix protein 1. The transcript is spliced from 15 exons. The record is from RefSeq and is a predicted model, not a curated record. Gene Ontology annotation, biological process: negative regulation of centriole replication. Bases 15 to 3029 code for a protein of 1004 amino acids. Gene Ontology annotation, molecular function: microtubule binding. NCBI's taxonomy places the organism in Eukaryota, Metazoa, Arthropoda, Insecta, Diptera, Culicidae.
CAAAACCCGGCUUCAUGAUCGGCUCAUUUUGGAACCUUUGUAGAGCGUGUCCAUCAAUGCCUGUAGAUAAGCUCCAUUCGGAAUAUAGAAGUACCUAUCGAUGGCACGAAUACACCGGAGGUCCCGAUGUCGUAAGAAAACCACCUGUGCCAAAUCAAUUCGCCAGCUCGAAGGCGGAUCACUUUUUCUCGAAAUCAACGGAGGACGAAAAGUUUAUCGAAGCUUCGAUCAACGAACCGCCCUUGCCGAGGAGGAAAAAAUGUCCCGAGCUUGCCUAUCGGACGAACGAGUUUCUGGCUACUCGAGCUCAAAAUAAUGCCGCGGGCCACGAUCGUACCGAUACGGCGGCGGUGGCGACCCAGAACAGAGCAAGGUCUGAAGAGCGUGGAACACCUUCCCGUCGCAGUAAAUCGGAAGGACCGCCGGCAGGAGUCGCCAAUGGAAGGCUUCCGACCGGGACGGGAUACGUGAACGGAACCGCCGAGCCGCCGGUCUCGAGCGAGCGCAGGGCACUGGAACAGGCGGGUGAGUCUUCUACUAGUGGACUUUUCAAAAAAACCAUUACCAAACUGAGCACAGAGUAUCGGCUUCAGUUCGUGUGGCCACACGUGCGCCGCGCGAUCAAGGGCGGUCCCGUCGGCGGCGGCGGCGGCGCCCCGGCAGCGGUCCACGGCGGAGGCGAUGCUGACGGUGCGGACGCAGUCGAUGCGCCGCCGCGCAAGUCCCUCUCGAUGGGGGCCCUCCGGGCGGCUCAGACCGGAACCGCCGGUGGCGGUGGCACCAUCGCUUCCGUACACAAAAAACGAACGACUAACGAGCGAGAAGCCACCGCGACCGAGCUCGAGCCCCUGUUCAAUGACUGCGAGCCAGCGAUGGAGAAGCAGCAGCAGCAGCAUACCGAAAAGCGCGACAUGGCGCGUGUGGUCGAGCAGAAGGUGCGGGCGCUGCGCAUUGAGAAGGAGAAGUUUGGCUUCGAGCCGGAAGGGGGCGAGCGGGCCAGGGCCCAGGCCAACUCCGGCAUCGACAACGCCUGGUACAAGGAGGUGCUGGAGCUGCGGAAGAAGGCCGGCGAGUACCGGAACCGUGGUUGGGGCGUCGAGAUGAAUCCGGAUCUCUUCAACAAGCAGGUCGAGCUGUGGGACCAGGUGUCCCGCCGUAGCUCCCUGAGUGCCCUCUCGUUGGCAUCCAGCGUACGGCCAAUUACGAAGGAAGAGAAGGAGAAGGAAAACAACAAGAAGAGUUCGCCGACCAAACCGGCCACUCGCCGUGCCGUGCCCGGUGGGGCACGGCCGGUCGAGAUCCAGAAGGCUCUGCCCGAAGGGCUGAACUUCUCGGCCGCCGGCGCCACCAGCAGCCGCAGCCGCAAGGAGGCCAUCCGCCACCACCUGGAGCGCACGACGGGUCCCGACGUGGAGGAUGGGGCCCUUCUGCCGUCGCCGACCCGUGAGAAGCUGAUGCCCACGAUACCGCGCUCGAAGGCCGACAGUCCGCAGCGGGGCAGCCCCUCGAAGACGGCUCUCUCGCGGCACGGAAGCCCCCAGAAGGGAAGCCCACAGAAGAGCAGCCCCAAGAAGGUGUCCGGCAAGGGCCGAUCGCAGUCCGUCGGACCGGCCGUCGCCGGGGCCGAGGGCGGUGCCGCCGGCGCCGGCGGGGCACCGGGAUCUCCGAAGCGGCAGAUCCGCUCCGGCAGCACGGUGGCGUCCGCGACGGCCGCUUCCACCGCGAAAACGCACAAGAAGACUCCGACGUCGGCGACCGCGCCGGCCAUCGCGCACAACCCGCCGCACGCCGGCCCCCAACCGGAACGGAGACCCCGCCCGACGUCCCUUUCCACCACCAAUCAUUCUCGCUCGAAAAGCAGCACGCUGCCCGCGAGCCGCCUCCACCCUCCGCAUACCACCGGCAUUCUCACGAACCUCACCAACAACAAUCAUCUUCCCAAUGCAUCACCAUCAUCAUCCGCUGCCGCCGCCACCGGUGCCCCGGUAGCGAGCGCUGCCGCCCGCGCCAAGCUCUCCCUGGCCACGGGUGGUGGGCUGGCUGGCGGUAGAAGGCAGCCGGCCGGCCAGAUGUCGCGGCCAACGAAACCCACCAGUCUGGCCAGCGACUCCUCCGCCCCUUCCUCCGCGUCCAGCACGCUGAGGAAGCGGGCGCGGGUGGCCGCCGCUAGCGGGGGCGGCGUGGGCGCUGGUGGCCGGGGCAGCGGCGGCACCGCCGCCGCCAGAUCGGUCGAAGCGGACAAAACAAAAUUGCCCACCGGAAAUGUCGAGGAUGCCGACAAGGACAGCGUUCCGGUCCCGGUGAUCGCCGGUACCACACCGAGCGCGCUGCCGCCGCCGCCGGAGAUCCUGGAGCAGAUAAUCAAAUCGCCGCCGGAACCGACGCGCGUCAAGUCACCGGAGCAGAUCAUUAUGCGUUCGCCGGACCCGGUCAACUGGACGGUGCCGCUCGAUACUGGGAAAACGUUCACCGUCACGCAAAAUGUUCGGGAAGGCGAUCCAAUGAUUCGUCCGCACAGUGAAAUCAAGGCGUCAACACCAGUGGACCAGCCACCACCACCGCCACAGUCGGCACCGCCAGAGCUUUCGGAACAAUCGAAAAUGCCCAACACCAAACUGGAGCCCAGCUCGAUCAAGGAGUCGGAAGAUGAAGACGAUGAUUUGCCGAGAUCAAAAUCAUCCGUUGCUUCGUCGAUCAACCCAACGUCGGUCGCCAUCUCGGAACCGAUGACCGUUUCGCAGCCACCACCACCGCCACCAUCAGCUGGGGCUGAUGCUGGGCCGCAGAAGGUACUGGCUGACGCACCGCCAUCGGGUGCCCCGGAGCCGGCGGCCACGGAGCCUACUACGGCUCGCUUCGACAAACCUGUACCGGGUUCGACCCUUCGCUGUUUGGACGAUCCGGCGUUCGAGUCGGACAUCAAUUCGCCGCUGGGCAAUCGAAGCGUCGCGACGGAAGUGCUGGACAAGGCCCGCGAUCGGUUCGAUCGCUUCUGGGGCAAUCCGAACGAGAAGCCGGACGAACCGUAA